Cannabis sativa is the source of this 1925-nucleotide messenger RNA. Its product is annotated as pentatricopeptide repeat-containing protein At5g66520. The record is from RefSeq and is a predicted model, not a curated record. The coding region runs from base 1 to 1884 and encodes 627 amino acids. Lineage: Eukaryota; Viridiplantae; Streptophyta; Magnoliopsida; Rosales; Cannabaceae. Gene Ontology annotation, biological process: RNA modification. Gene Ontology annotation, molecular function: zinc ion binding; protein binding; RNA binding. The transcript has a single exon.
AUGUUUUCUUAUAAACCGAACCCAAAACCUGUCCUCUCUCUUUCAUCCAACCUAAUAAUAUGUCAUUCUUCUCCUUCAACUCCAACCCCUAUAUUUCCAUCUGUCAACCGAACCAAGCAAUCCCAUGCGCGCAUCAUCGUUUCUGGCCUCGUCGGCCAUGCCAACCUCAUGGCUCAUCUCCUUCUUUCUCUCGCUCUUUCCCCUUCUCCCCCACUUCGAUAUUCUCUCUCCAUUUACCAAAAUUUCAAGUACCCUUCUGUCUUCGCCACCAAUAACUUGAUACGUUGCUUUGCCAAGAGCGAUUCUCCCAGUCACUCUAUUGUUUUGUACUCCUCCAUGUUGCGAAAACAUGCCAAACCCAAUAACCAUACUUUUACAUUUUUGUUCCAAGCUUGUAGCAAGGCUUUGGGUAUGGAGGAAGGAGCCCAAGUUCAUGCUCACGUUGUGAAAUACGGUCUUGCUGAUGAUUUGUUCAUUCGAAAUGCUUUGAUCAACUUCUAUUCUGCUUGCUCUAGAUUAGAGUGUUCGAAAAAGGUGUUUGAGGAGAGCUUGAGUAACCGAGAUUUGGUUACUUGGAAUACAAUGCUGGCGUGUUUUGUGAGAGAUGGAAAAAUUGAUCUCGCGGAGGAAGUGUUCGAUGAAAUGCCUGAAAGAGAUGUUAUCUCUUGGAGCACCAUAAUAACGGGUUAUGUACAAAGUGGGCUUCUAGAGCAAGCAUUGAAGCUUUUUAGAGACGUAAUGGAAAAAAGAUUGAGGAUAAAUGAGGCCAUGUUAGUGUCGGUUCUCUCAGCGGCAGCUCAAUUAGGUUUGCUUGAAUAUGGGAAAUUAGUUCAUUCGGUUGCCAAAUCGUUGAAAUUUCCUAUGACUACUCCCCUUGGGACAUCGUUAAUUGACAUGUAUGCAAAGUGUGGAUGCAUUGAGCAGUCUAAACUUUUGUUUAACAACAUGCCCCAGAAAGAUAUUUGGACGUGGAAUGUUAUGAUCUGUGGUUUGGCAACGCAUGGACUUGCCAAAGAAGCUAUUGCUCUCUUCGAAAUCUUCAUAAAUGAAGGUUUCGCUCCAGCCACUGUUACUUUCAUUGGGGUUUUGAGUGCCUGCAGCAGAGCUGGUUUGGUGAAGGAGGGAAGGCAUUAUUUUAAGUUAAUGACCCAGGAUUAUGGGAUUGAACCAGAGAUGGAGCAUUAUGGAUGCAUGGUUGAUCUCUUGGGUCGAGCUGGUUUCGUAAAUGAAGCUGUUGAAUUGAUUGACAAGAUGCAAGUGACACCAGACCCUGUAUUGUGGGCAACAUUGCUUGGUGCUUGCAAGAUUUAUGGAUAUGCAGAGCUGGGUGAAGAGAUUGGUCAUAAGUUAAUCAAAUUGGAUCCAAGCCACAGUGGGCAUUAUGUGCAGUUGUCUACAAUAUAUGCCAAGUCAAACAAAUGGGAAGAGGUUAUUAGAGUUAGGAGAUUGAUGAUUGAGAGAAACACUAAUAAAACUACUGGUUGGAGCUUGAUAGAAGCACAUGGGAGAGUUCACAAGUUUGUUGCCGGUGAUAGAGAACAUGACCGUUUUAUGGAAAUUCAUAAAAUGCUUGAAACAAUAGGUACACGAAUUGCAGAAGCCGGUUACUCACCAAACAUUUCUUCUGUGCUGCAUGACAUUGGAGAUGAAGAGAAAGAGAUUGUGAUCAAAGAACACAGUGAGAGGCUAGCGAUUGCUUUUGGAUUGUUAGUAAUUCCGGAUGGGGAAUGCAUACGAGUUGUAAAAAAUUUAAGAGUUUGUGAGGAUUGUCAUGAGGUAACCAAGUUUAUCUCAAAAGUGUUUGAAAGAGAGAUCAUAGUGAGAGAUGGGAGCAGAUUUCACCAUUUUAAAGAUGGAACUUGUUCUUGUGGUGAUUUUUGGUAGAUCAGACUUUGGGAAAACUCUAAUACAUUCUUUUUAUUACA